AUGUUUGUUUAUGUGCGAGCCGACAGGAGCCAAACGUCUCCAGUCGAACACAAUAACGGCCAGAGCGAGGGCCGGGGUCAGGGCAGCGCGGAGGUGGACACGGCCUGGAGCGUUGGAGAAAGCAAUGAUGUGUCACACUGCGCUUCAAGAAGGAGAACACACACUUUCCCUUCGAGCACUGAAUCCAGCCUGUGUUUCCUGAUCCUGUGUUUGCUGAUCCUGUGUUUGCUGAUCCUGUGUUUCCUGACCCUGUGUUUCCUGAUCCUGUGUUUCCUGACCCUGUGUUUCCUGAUCCUGUGUUUCCUGAUCCUGUGUUUCCUGAUCCUGUGUUUCCUGAUCAGAGUCUUCUCCACAAUAAACCACUCUUUCCAAUGGCACACCUCUGAUCGCCGAGGUCUACACCAGAGCUUCUGUCAGAAACACCAGAGGAGACUGAGCCACAACACUGCAGCUGUCAGACGGCCCAGAGACCUCGCCUCCGCCCGCCUCCGCCCGCCUCCGCCCGCCUCCGCCCGCCUCCGCCCGCCCGCCUCCGCCCGCCUCCGCCCGCCUCCGCCUGACUACCGCUGUCUCCGCCUGCCUACGCCUGCCUACCACUGCCUCCGCCCGCCUGAAGUUCCGUGGGUCCAGAAAUAA
Knipowitschia caucasica is the source of this 636-nucleotide messenger RNA. The record is from the annotation of a GenBank genome assembly. Lineage: Eukaryota; Metazoa; Chordata; Actinopteri; Gobiiformes; Gobiidae.